Molecule: messenger RNA, 2038 nt
Organism: Astyanax mexicanus (Mexican tetra)
Lineage: Eukaryota; Metazoa; Chordata; Actinopteri; Characiformes; Acestrorhamphidae
Gene: cebp1
Product: CCAAT/enhancer binding protein (C/EBP) 1
Exons: 3
Coding region: 353-973 (206 amino acids)
Biological process (GO): DNA-templated transcription; myeloid cell differentiation; regulation of transcription by RNA polymerase II
Molecular function (GO): DNA-binding transcription factor activity, RNA polymerase II-specific; RNA polymerase II cis-regulatory region sequence-specific DNA binding
Source: RefSeq, a predicted model, not a curated record
UUAUUUUUUAAGGAUAUUAAAUAAAUAAAUAGGAUAUUUAAAACUUUGCCUUAAAAUAUUAUUACCAUUAUGAAGUUAAUAUUGACUCUCUUUUUCCUCAUGACAGAUAUGAGGAGUUCAUUCUGUGAGCAGAUUAGAGGAACGAUGGUGAAACCAACAAGUCAACGUGUGAAGCAAAAGAAGAGAGAGGUAGAGACACACACACUAAGAGAAAGAGAGAGAGAGGGGUUGUGUCAGAGGAAGUGAUGGUGUCAUGAUCACUUGGGUACCUGUAUCAUAACGGAUUAUGAGGACAGAGCGACCAGGUUGAACACCAGCAAGUGGAGCAUUCUCUGAAGAAGUGGAACUAAAGAUGUCAGGCUCCCACAGCUCUUCUUCCUCUCUUGUCUUCUCGUCACACAAUCACACCUCCUCCUCUAUGGUCAACACCUUGGCCUUGACCCCGGACUCCACAACGUCGUCUCCCACUUCUCUGGCUGGACACAUGCCUCAGAUGGACGGAGGGCCGUAUGGUCAUUCGAUGGGUGGUCACCCCAGGACCACUGACAGCAGGGGUGGGGAGCAGAUGAUGGGUUUGGCGUAUUUGCCCUAUUCAGGCUGCUUGACUUCAACAACCUCAGAGAGACCAGCGCAGCACGGCCACAUAGUGCAACAGGAGUUCUCCCAGUUCCUGCUCCCUCCUCCUCCAUCCGCCCUCCGUCAGCCAGGCCAGAAGAGGAGCCUGAGCAAGGACAGUAUGGAGUACCGGCUGCGGCGGGAGCGGAACAACAUCGCUGUGAGGAAGAGUCGUGAUAAAGCCCGCCGUCGCAUCCUGCUCACCCAGCAGAGAGCGCUUCAGCUGGAGGAGGAGAACCACAGGCUACAGUUAACCAUUGAACAACUUAGCCAUGAAGUGGACACACUUAGACACUACCUGUCACAGCGCCACCUACAGAGCAAAGUGGACGACCUGGGAGCUGGAGAGAACUGUUGAGUGACUGUAGGAUGUACGUAGGUCUACCAAUGUGUGUACCACACUUUAUAAUAAAGGAAUAAAGCUUCUUUAAAAUGAUAAAGAACAGGGAUGCCCAAACAUUUUAUAAUGGGGUGAAAGUGCGAUGUCUGUGGUGGGUUGAGGCCAGAAAUAAAUAUACAAAAAAUAAGGUUUCAAAAAUGAAAAAAAUGCUAAUUAAUUUUGAUAUUUUUAUAUAAUAUAAGAAUGUUAGUUUUCUUAUUGGUUAAGAAGCUGAGGAUAACUUUCCACUUUUUAGUCAAACAUCCCCACAGACCAACUCUUUUUAUACAGGUGAAAUCUUUAUCUUUUUUAUCUUUUUGCAGCUGUGCUAUAGAAGAAGCAGAAAUUGUUCCUUUAAAAAGCUUUGAAUUGAUAGAUUAAAAAAAACAAGAAAAACUACAUUACAGACUGGUUAUUUAGGCUUAUGCUAUCAAAUUAAAACAUAAAUGUACACAGUAAAACUAGUAGUGAAAUAUUUUGAUAAAUGUAAAGCAAUAAGAUGUAAAAGAUAAUAAUAAUUAUAAUAAUAAAUGCAUUAUUUUUUUUAUUAACAUUUUUCCAAAGGGUUCUUUUAGGAUCUUUGUUUUAAAGAAUAUGUGUGUACCUCAGCUAAAGCAGUCACCUUGAACUGCCCUGUAAUAUACAUUUACAUACAUUUAAUAGAUGAAUAAAGGAUAAUGGACCGCUACACCACACUGUACAGCACAUCUGUACAUUUUACACUAGCAAAACAAUAUUCAUUAUCAUAUAUUAAUACGUAGCCUGAGAAUAAAAAAGUGGAAAAUCAGCUCCUCAGUGGAAAACAUUCAGUGGAAAACAUGUCAGAAUUCAGAGCUCCUGUUCUACCCAUACUGUCACCCAGGCUGCCUAUUCAUCCAUCACUUUUGUAAAAAUUUACCAUAUGAAGAAGAUUGUAAAUGAUAUCUGUUUACUUUUUAAUAUGUUUGUCAGUGUACUGAGUUCAGACCAACAGAUAAGAACCAGUAACUUUGUUUCUGUAAAAAUAAAAAUUAAAUAAAAAUCUCUUUUAUACACUCAAACAAA